GCCGUGAUGCAUAAACAAUCCUAAAUUAUUUCGUGCCGUACUGCUUACAAGCACGACUCGCAAGGAAGUGAAACUUGAGUGAAACGGUGGAGAGUUUGCAGAACACAAGGUUGUAACUGCUGGCAGAAAUGUUUAAGCUAGCACUAGCAAUAAUUUUUCAGGCUGUCUUUUACGUCAGCUGCAAAGUAGAAUGGGGAUCUGACACGAAGACCUUCUCGCACGCAAUCAAGGGGGCCUACUGUAAUGCGAACCUUGAGACCGAGUUGUUCAGCCGUCAGCAAGGCCCCGGUGUCAUAACAGAGCAAUGGUUUACUGGUAAUAAAUGCCUAGGCCCCAAUACCAUCAUAAGGUACUACAUUGACGACAACUCGUCACCGUAUAUCGAGAUGAAUCUUUACAUGGGUCAUGGAAUUGGGUUUGUUACUAGAACGGAAGAGAAAACGAACGCGACAGUCUCAGAAAUGGUUGGAAACCCUGACAAUCCCGUGAUUGGCGAAGACAUGGGAAUUCCAUGGGGUACUCGUAGAAUCGGUCAUACUGCCAUUGGCGGAGGCGUUUAUAACACGAUAAGAAUGCCGUUUAAAAAGUCCAUUAGGGUAACGUUUGAGACUCCAGAGACAGGCUAUUAUUGGUACAUUAUUCGGGGGGCUCAGAACUACCCUAUUGUUGUUGGAGAUUUGGUACUUCCUCAAAAUGCUAUGCUGAGACUGCAUAAAAUAGAAAAUUAUGCCAUACAGCCAAUUGAAUAUGCUGUGCUUGCUUCCAGUUCAAAUAAAUCAGGUCUUUUGUAUCAGGUAACUUUGGCAACUGCAAGCAGCAACUUUCAAUACCUAGAGGCCUGCUUCAGAGCAAUGAUCGACGAUGAUGAUGUCCAGUACUUAUCUUCAGGAACAGAGGACUUCUUCUUGUCAGCAUACUAUUACAGUGCUGGCAUCUUUCAUACUGAUCAGUCUGGACUCACAUACUUUAUGAAACCAGGAACAAUGAGUGCUUACAAGUUCUUUGAGGAUGAUCCAGUGAUGUUUUCAAAGACAUUUAAGCUGAUAUGGCGUUGUGGAGAAGCCCGUGACAAUGCAUGUUUCAAGCUCUCAAACAAAAAUUGCCAGAUGAAAGAUGCAGAUGGGGACUGUAAACAGUUCCAAAGUACCCCUGAGUGGUCACCUCAGGUUACUACAAUGACUGCAUAUGUAUGGACCUAUGAGUGGUAGAUGCUCCAAACAUCUUUGUGAACUGUGUCAGAACUUUCUUUAUUUGAUUACACUCUUUUUAUAAAAGAACCAGGAAACUAAGGUCAGGAUGCCUGCUCUUAAUUUCUUCAAAAGUCUUAAUUUGACACUUGAUUGUUUUUAAUUUGUUCAUUAAUGGUGCGGAUAUAAGUAAAAUAAAAUUAGACAGGAAACAAUAUUUUUCUUCAGAAAAACAUCCAAAGGGUAUAUAGUUAAGGUAUUGUUGACAGGUCCUGCCAAAACCUGAACUCCAUAUGCAAUCACUGCUCAAAAUCAUGUUUUACAUUCCUUCAGCCUUAGUUUAUUUUAAUUUGUUCUUACUUUUUGACCAAUUUUAAGGCUCUUGUCCUUACAAAAUGGUUCUACUUAAAAAGAGUGUAUGUUUUGUUGUUGAAUAAUGUAAUGAUAUGAUAAUGACAAUCAGGCAUAAUCCGUGUAAUAGUGUAAUAUUUGAGGUAUAUAAAUAUAUUACAAAAUUCAGUGCUGUGAGCUGCGUGCACAAAUAUUCAAAAGUUAAUCGCUUAAUCAAUAUUUUCAGAUUGUAACUCAGUCCUUUGUAAUCAUAUGUGAUAAUUUACUGAAAAUUUCAGCUAACGCUUUCCAGUGACUCCCUUACCCAUUCUUUGAUUAUCCAGUUUUGCUGCUUUGUAUAUAAUUUGUUGAUUUUUCACUUGGAUCUGAGUAUUGCUUUGAAAGCUGUUAUAUCCUGUAUUCUUUUCUUUCUGUUGCUGUGGAAAAGUGGAUAUAAAUUUUCUGCUCAUCUUUGGACAUUAUCAGACAUUUCUACUCUGAUGAGUGUCAGAUGAAAAUAUACUUUUGUAGGAUAUGUUUUCCCUUCCCAUGCUAUUUUCAAAUUUUGCUCUACCCAAGGUUAUUCGGUUAAUCCUAUUCAAUAAAACAUAUUAUUCAGACUUACUCAUCAGACUUAAAACAUAAAACAUAUUAUUGAUAUUAUUCCUCUUGUCUUGGGUAUUUUUGCCAACAAAUUAUAAUUAAAGUCUAACAAAAGUCCCUUCCCUUGUGAUGUUAUACAGUUUUGAACAUUGCAAUUAAAGCCUUUAGCAGUUACUGUGUCAAUGGCUUAACCAAAAGGCUUUUUAAUAUGAAUUACAGAUCCUAACUAUCAAUAAAUGGGUAAAAACUCAUCAUUUUCACGGUUUUACCCAACUGUACCCUUUUCAUAUAUAUAUAUAGUUGUUAUGAUAGUAUACUUUGAAUGUUGUUUUAAAAUAACUUAAAAGAUAAGUUAUCCAGUAAUUAAAAGCUAAUUUUGAGAGA
This is a messenger RNA of Rhopilema esculentum, 2504 nucleotides long. RefSeq lists its product as uncharacterized. Lineage: Eukaryota; Metazoa; Cnidaria; Scyphozoa; Rhizostomeae; Rhizostomatidae. The record is from RefSeq and is a predicted model, not a curated record.